Messenger RNA from Fomitiporia mediterranea MF3/22, 527 nucleotides. RefSeq names its product DUF1748-domain-containing protein. The record is from RefSeq and is a predicted model, not a curated record. Gene Ontology annotation, cellular component: cytoplasm. The coding region runs from base 169 to 405 and encodes 78 amino acids. The transcript has 4 exons. Lineage: Eukaryota; Fungi; Basidiomycota; Agaricomycetes; Hymenochaetales; Hymenochaetaceae.
UUGUCUUAAUCUGCACCUGAGGUCCUGCAGCUUCUUAGUUUCUAACGCUCUUCAUCGCCUUCCAUAUCAACGGGAUUUGGUAUCGAAGAUCCGUACUUCGCAAUACCUUAGCACGCGACUUGACUUCCACCCAAGCAGACUUUCGUUGAGCCUGUCACAUAUUCACAUAUGGCCAUGCUCGGAAGACUUGUGCACUAUACAUUCGAUGCAGUCUUGUUGUCCACCGUACUCGCUGGCGUGCGUCGAUCGAGUGGAUUCAGUCCGGACUCAAGUACAAUUGGUGAUCCCACAUUGCGCUCGAUUGCGGACCGGUUUCUGGGAGUUGGCGAAAGAAUAUUCGACACGGUUCAGGCUACCGCAGUGAAUAGCAACUACUUUAAACGCACCGGCAGGGAUCGAUCGUGAAGCAGAAUAACAGCUUGGUAACUAGAGGGAGCUUGUGUUCUCCGAGAUAGGAGCUAUACACAGAUAGUCAUACCAACAUCAACACCGGUAUUUAUUCUUGGUCUGGAUUUACUUGUACAUUA